UUUAAAAGGCAUCUGGACCUGAAGGAGGAGGCAGACACUGAAAGGGAGAGAAGAGAAGAGCAACGGACAUGAUGAAGCUGCAAAGUGCCCUUCUGGUAAUCUGCCUUCUUAGGUCAAGCCUUGCUCUGCCAGUUCAGAUUGGAAUUAUUGCAAGCAACAGCAAUGAGAUCCUGAGACUGAAUGGAUUGACUCUUGCAGCUCUUGGACAAACACAGGGCUCAAUAUUACCCCAGUAUGUUCUGCAGCAGCAAACCCCGGAAGUCUUGCUCACCCCACAGGUGUUGAAUUUGAACCCCCAACUGGCAGGUCCUUUUGGUCCCCAGGGGCCACAGCUGCUGCUUCCCAACCAAGGCAACCAGCUAACACCCAUGCUUGUCCCUAAUGGGCAGCAAGACCAGCUUGGACCAGCACAAGACCCCAACAAUCCCAACGGUCCUCAGCAAGCCCAGAACCCGGUCCAGAUGUAUCCACAGUUUCAGUAUCCAUCUUUUGGAUUCCCACAGCUUCACAGACAGCAGGGCUACUCUUACUUUGUACCCCGGUAUGGCUAUGCCCAGCAGAGGAACCCUGCAGUUCUGCCCAACAAUGGACAGCAGAAACUGGAAAGAACCACACAAAGACCACAACUCCCACUGCAGCAGGGCUCUAAGGUACAGACAGAAAAGACAUGGCCAGCAGGGCCUAAGAAAGAGUCCACCACUGUUCCCCCUGAUCCCCGUGGUGAUGCAACUGGUCCUGGGACUGAUGAGGGUAACGGCAGCUUUCCCUUCCUGUUUGAGCCAUAGAUGUUACGAGGAAAGAAGAAACAUCACUGCUGAGGGGAAAAGGCCUGGGGGAAUAUUUGCCACAACUUAACUGAAACUUAUUCUUUGCUUUGACUACAUUUUAAAUAAAUAAAUAAAUAAAUAAUUUUGUCAAAUGAAA
Xiphophorus couchianus (Monterrey platyfish) is the source of this 924-nucleotide messenger RNA. It is a transcript of the gene odam, whose product is annotated as odontogenic, ameloblast associated. The transcript is spliced from 10 exons. The record is from RefSeq and is a predicted model, not a curated record. Lineage: Eukaryota; Metazoa; Chordata; Actinopteri; Cyprinodontiformes; Poeciliidae. The coding region runs from base 69 to 785 and encodes 238 amino acids.